This is a messenger RNA of Gigantopelta aegis, 6851 nucleotides long. RefSeq names its product regulator of chromosome condensation-like. Lineage: Eukaryota; Metazoa; Mollusca; Gastropoda; Neomphalida; Peltospiridae. Gene Ontology annotation, cellular component: cytoplasm. Gene Ontology annotation, molecular function: guanyl-nucleotide exchange factor activity. The transcript is spliced from 11 exons. The record is from RefSeq and is a predicted model, not a curated record. The coding region runs from base 138 to 1415 and encodes 425 amino acids.
GUGACAGUCUAGCUUGGCGCCAUUCGUAAACCACGUUUGUUGCAGUAUUAUUUCGACAAAGUCACAAAACAAAAUUUAGUACUUCUUUUUAAGGUAGCUUCGAUCACUAAAAGAUAAUACUUGUUAUAAUAUAGAUAAUGCCUGUGCGGAGGAAGAAGAUCGGAGGCAGCUUAUCGAACCAGACGAGUCCCUACAAGAAACUCAAACUUGAUGUGGAGCACCGGUCUCAUGGCAGUGUGGCAGGAGUCGUUCUGGCGGUGGGCCAGGGAGACGUGGGGCAGCUUGGAUUGGGAGAGGACAUCUUGGAGCGAGGUCGACCCGCGCUUGUUAAAAUCCCAGACCCCAUCAUGCAGGUGUGUGCUGGAGGAAUGCAUACUGUCACCGUGACAACCCAGGGUCAGGUGUACACGUUUGGCUGUAAUGACGAAGGGGCUCUUGGCCGCGACACCAGCAGGGAGGGGAGCGAGACGUGGCCCGGCAGAGUGGACCUGCCUUACAAGAUAGUUCAAGUCAGUGCGGGCGACAGCCACUCGGCGGCACUCACUGAUGAUGGAAGAGUGUAUGCAUGGGGCACAUUUAGAGAUGCCAACGGCUCUAUAGGCUUGUCAAGUGAAGGAGGAAUCCGGAAGAGUCCAGUUUUAAUAUUGGCUGAUGUAGUGGUUGUGAAAAUUGUGUCUGGAAGUGACCAUCUUGUUUGUCUAUCCAGCCAAGGAGAGCUGUACAGCAUGGGGUGUGCUGAGCAAGGACAACUAGGACGUGUAGCGCAAUGCUUCUCAACCCGGGGCGGCAGGAAGGGAUUAGAUUUCAUCUUGAAUCCAGGUUUGGUCAGGUGCAAGAAACACAAGUCAAGGAAGAUGGUUUGCUUCUCUGAUGUGUGGACGGCACAGUAUGCAACAUACGCACAGGAGAAAGAUUCGGGCGAGAUCUACGCCUGGGGACUCAAUAACUAUUAUCAGUUGGGAUUCAAAGACAUGGAAAACCGGUUCCAUCCAGAACGAGUGGAUGUUUUUAACUCUGGUCAGACCUGGCUUCAGAUCUCUGGUGGACAGCACCACACGGUUUUACUCGACCAGAAAGGUAAAGUGUAUUGCUUGGGUCGAGCGGACUAUGGUCGACUGGGAAUUGGCGAAGAUGCAAGAGAGGCUGAUGUUCCCACACUGGUGUCCAGUCUCGCUCACCAGCGGUGUGUGCAGGUCGGUGCGGGCGGCUGCGUGUCAUUCGCUGUUGAUUCACAAGGAUCUGUCUAUGCUUGGGGCAUGGGCACCAGUAGACAGUUGGGGACAGGCGAAGAGGAGGACGAUGUGUACGUGCCCAAACAAGUGGAAGGAAAACAGCUUUCAGACAGAUGUGUGGUGAUGGUGGACGCUGGAGGGCAGCACAUGGUCCUACUCGCUCGAGACAAGAAUGGACACUGACACCCAUCUGUGGAUAAGAAACAAAAAAUUGCUCUCUCUCUCUCUCUGUAUGUUGUGGGUAACUGUCCCAGUUGUAUUGCUGGACACGAAUGAUUGGUCAUAUGGACACGAUUAUUGAUCUAGACAGAGUGCCUUGAUACCGGAGAAACGAGAUAUUUCAAUAAUGUGUAUGUGGAUCACAUUGGUGUGAUUGCAUUGUUGACAUUGAUACAAAGAAACAAACUAUUCGUGUAAUGUAUACGUCAGUGGUGUCACUUCUAUUGCUCUGAUAUCGGGAAAUAAAUUAUUUCAGUAAUGUGUGACUGAUGUCACUUCGAUUGCAUUCAGAGUGAAAGUGAUCUAGAACGACAACACACAUAAAUAACGAUAAGUCAACCCUAUUUUGUAAUAAAGUUGGCAACAUUUGGUAUGGCACUUUGCAUAAGUAGGAGUAAGACUUUUGACUCGUUAUUGGGAAUACAAAGUAUACAGUAAAGGCGACAUCACACAAAAGUGCCAUGUACAAGAAUAGCCCAUUGUCUUGUCACAAACAGCUAAUGUCAUACAUUGAACUCCACUCAAUGCCAUAAAAUAGAUUAAAUCGUGCAGAUCAUAGUUACAAUGGUUAUAGUUGACCUUUACAUUGAAUUUGACCUAUAUUUUUAUUAUUGAGUGAUUCUCCUGCGUUUUCCGCCACUGAAUACAACGUAUGAAGACGUUUUGAUGACGGACAUGACAAAUUAAACAGAUUUCCUUGUUUAGAAUAUCAGUGUAUUUAUAAACAAGGUGUUUGGUGUCAUUGUAAUACUUGUUAUGUACAAACAAUUAUGUAUUAUGAAGUAAAAUGAAAAGUGACUGCUACAAACAUUAGCUCAUGGCCGCAGACACAUUGACACUGGUAUUUUAAACAAGAACAUGAAUUUAAUGUUUAAUUUUAGCCGUCAACAUGACUGUUGGUUGGAAACAUCUUAAAAGUGCUGUAAACUCGGCACAGUCCCUUUAAAUUGCCAAAAUGCUAAAUUGGAAAUGAAGUUAAACCUAUUCUUUAUAGAGAUUUAGUUUUCUCAUCAUUUCUUUGACUAACUCAAACUUGAAUUUGGCUACAGACCUUUUUUUCCCUUGGAAUAUACAGCAUGCACAAUACAAUAGAAACGUGUUGAUAUAAGAAACCUGCAAGAAUGUAUUAAUAUGGUAUAAAGGCUCUCCUGUGUGACGUAAAGUCAACAUAAAUCUGUAAAUUCUUUCUGUAUAUUUUUAAAAAAUAAACUAUUUGUAAAUAGUUAUAAAAUAUAAACACAUAACAAUUUUCAUUCUAUACAAUUAGUUUUGUCCAUGUAUUCAUUUUUAAUUUCAAAUUUAAUUGCUCUUCUAUAUUGUAAAAGUAUAAUCUUUAUGUUGGAAUUCAGUUAAUAUAUGUUAACUUGUGUCUUUUUAUUGAUAUGUAUAUUGUUUGGCAAUUAACAUUAUAACUGGAUUUUUAAAAAUUGUGUUUCUUUUUUGUCUUUUUAAAAAAAAAAAAAAUUAUGCUUGCCUAAAGUAUUGUUUUUUCCAUUUAUUUGGAGUAUGACUAGAUUUCAAGAAUAUCCAGUUUAAACAAGUAUUUUAUAAUGUUUGAAUAUUUUUACAUAAUCGAAAAAGGUGCAUUAAUAGACAUGACAAAAUUUGCAUUUAUGUGAAUCUUUUAUAACUAUACACAAUGAAACUUAGCUAUAGCGACCAUUAGCGGCACUAUUAAUUUGGUCUUAACAGUGAGGUGGUCCUAAUACUGAAUUAACAAAAUUCAGGAUGAUGAUUAUUUUGUAAAUAUUAUGUACUUUGCAUCCUACUCCCACCAACUUCCUGGUUGUCGUCAACAUUAUCUCAACUGAUAACAUUGAUGGGGAUGACAGUGUAUUGGUAUUUACAUUGAAGUGCAAGAACAAUUGAGUGUUAACUCUACUUCAGUUAUUUGUCAGACUCGCCCAUUAUUGACUGGACAAAUGGCACUUCCAGUAUUUAGAGCAUUCACUGCCAAAAGACAAUACAAAUACUCCUGACAUGUGGAUCACAUAACUGAUUUCUGCUAAUCAUUGCAUGUGUGGACAGUUUCUGUGAAACAAAGCCCUACAAUGCUUCCAUAAAAACAUGUUACUCUGCGUAAUUGCUACGUUUCAGUAAGUUGUAUACAGUAAAAACAUGUUACUCUGAGUAAUUGCUACUUUUCAGUAAGUUGUAUACAGUAAAAACAUGUUACUCUGAGUAAUUGCUACUUUUCAGUAAGUUGUAUACAGUAAAAACAUGUUACUCUGCGUAAUUGCUACUUUUCAGUAAGUUGUAUACAGUAAAAACAUGUUACUCUGAGUAAUUGCUACUUUUCAGUAAGUUGUAUACAGUAAAAACAUGUUACUCUGAGUAAUUGCUACUUUUCAGUAAGUUGUAUACAGUAAAAACAUGUUACUCUGCGUAAUUGCUACUUUUCAGUAAGUUGUAUACAGUAAAAGACUGCUGUACAUUAUGAAAUUAAGUAUACCAUGGUUAUUUGUAAAUCUAAAUAAACAUACUAUAUAAUUACUUCUUUGUGUAAAUCUAAAUAAACAUACACUAUAUAAUUACUUCAUUGUGUAAAUCUAAAUAAACAUACAACUGUAUAAUUAUUUCUUUGUGUAAAGCUAAACAAACAUACACUAUAUAAUUAUUUCUUUGUGUAAAGCUAAACAAACAUACACUAUAUAAUUACUUCUUUGUGUAAAGCUAAACAAACAUACACUAUAUAAUUACUUCUUUGUGUAAAGCUAAACAAACAUACACUAUAUAAUUACUUCUUUGUGUAAAGCUAAACAAACAUACACUAUAUAAUUACUUCUUUGUAUAAAGCUAAACAAACAUACACUAUAUAAUUACUUCUUUGUAUAAAGCUAAAUAAACAUACACUAUAUAAUUACUUCUUUGUAUAAAGCUAAACAAACCUACACUAUAUAAUUACUUCUUUGUAUAAAGCUAAAUAAACAUACGAUAUAAUUACUUGUUUGACCAAUACAUGUACUUAACACCAUGGUGAGGACCACCAUGCAAAGUAUUAUACAUUAUUUAUUGUUUGUUGCUUGUCUGACAUGGUUGUGGUUGCAUUUUGGGCUCAAAAUGUAAUAACCAGGUGAUUUUAGCACCGGAAUAUUUGUUUCUAUAAAAUAAUCAUAAAAUAUUGCAGUCUUUAAAAUAUUGGUCUUUAUAGCAGAGUGGUCUUAGAACCGGGGUGGUCGUUAGGUAGAUUUUCAAUUUGUUAAUGAAAUACAUUUAAAUAUUACACAACUUUACCAAUAAUAGAAUGUCAUUUGACUUCCACAUUUUAUUUUAUGUUUAGAUGUAUUUUCGUUUACUCAGUCUUUGUAUAAUGUUUACAAACAUUUGUUUUAAGAAGUUCUUCAGAACAGCUAGGUCUAAUACUGAACCCUGAGUUAAUUCAUAGAACACUGACAGUGGGAAAAUUAUGUUUUAUGAAAGUAACCAUUUUAUAUGUAUCAAACUGGUUUUAUUUUAUUAUUUUAUUCACUUAAUUUCUACACUACAUUCUAGAACCCAGUAUUUAGCAACUGACCUCAAAAGAGUACUCAGUAUUUAGUAAUGUUUUAAUGAGCCUAAUGUCAUGAUGGGUGUUCAUGUGCAACAAGUACAGUUGUUUCUGGAACUUGGUGUAGGUAUCUUUUGAAACCACAGUCUUAUACACUUAAUAUUCAGUUUUUAUUUGUACAUACUAUCUAAAAAAAAAUUAUAAUUAUUUUUUAUUUCUUUUUAUUUUUUGGUUGGGGGGAUGCUGUAAAUCGUUUUUAUUAUUUUAAAUUUUUGUAGUUUUAUUUAUUAUUUUAAAAUUGUAAUAGUUAAUAUGACAGUGGUAAUUUUCACAUCAUGUUUGAUACAGCUGCAGAAGAGCAUUUCUAUUGUCUUGAAUACUGCAUUCUGUACUCCCAAGUUGUUUCUUCUUUACAAAUAUUGACAUUUCAUCAUAAACCCAUAUCAACUCUCAUAACAUUUUUUACCAGAAAUAGAGAGAAAACAUUAUGUAAAUAAAAAUGUUUUUUUUAACAAAUUAUCAAAUUGUAUAGAUUAAAUUUUAAUUUCACUAAAUGGAUGAAAGACAAAAUGCUUGAACAGCCAAGGUAGGCAUUGACAUCGAUAUGUUACUAGUAAUCAAACGGCGGUAGUCUUAAGGUUUAACAUCAGGUCUGCAGUAAUAUAGGAAUUAUCAUUGAGUGUUAGGCCUACAGUAAUAUAGGAAUUAUCAUUGAGUGUUAAGACUACAGUAAUAUAGGAAUUAUCAUUGAGUGUUAAGACUACAGUAAUAUAGGAAUUAUCAUUGAGUGUCAAGACUGCAGUAAUAUAGGAAUUAUCAUUGAGUGUCAAGACUACAGUAAUAUAGGAAUUAUCAUUGAGUGUCGGGCCUACAGUAACAUAGAAAUUAUCAUCGAGUGUCGGGCCUACAGUAACAUAGAAAUUAUCAUUGAGUGUCGGGCGUACAGUAAUACAGAAAUUAUCAUUGAGUGUCGGGCCUACAGUAACAUAGAAAUUAUCAUUGAGUGUCGGGCCUACAGUAACAUAGAAAUUAUCAUUGAGUGUCAGUACUACAGUAAUACAGAAAUUAUCAUUGAGUGUCGGGCCUACAGUAACAUAGAAAUUAUCAUUGAGUGUCGGGCCUACAGUAAUACAGAAAUUAUCAUUGAGUGUCGGGCCUACAGUAACAUAGAAAUUAUCAUUGAGUGUCGGGCCUACAGUAACAUAGAAAUUAUCAUUGAGUGUCAAGACUACAGUAAUAUAGAAAUUAUCAUUGAGUGUCAGUACUACAGUAAUACAGAAAUUAUCAUUGAGUGUCGGGCCUACAGUAACAUAGAAAUUAUCACUGAGUGUCAAGACUACAGUAAUAUAGAAAUUAUCUUUGAGUGUUACGUCUACAGUAAUAUAGAAAUUAUCACUGAGUGUCAAGACUACAGUAAUAUAGAAAUUAUCUUUGAGUGUUAAGUCUACAGUAAUAUAGAAAUUAUCUUUGAGUGUCAAGACUACAGUAAUAUAGAAAUUAUCUUUGAGUGUUAAGUCUACAGUAAUAUAGGAAUUAUCUUUGAGUGUCAAGACUACAGUAAUAUAGAAAUUAUCUUUGAGUGUUAAGUCUACAGUAAUAUAGGAAUUCUGUUUGAGGCCCAUAGUAAUGAUGAUCUUUUAGUAUCAGGCCUACUGAUUAGUACCAUAUUUUAAAACAUCUGCACCAUUCUGUUUGAUGAUUUCUCAUAUUUGAUGUAUACUAUAUCUUAAAUGGUUUUAUCUGGUCAUUUAAAUGUAUUGUUUGUUACCUUUCUUUCUUUUUUUUCUUCUUUUUUUUCUUUUUUUAAUUUGUUGCUCCUGUUCACUGACCAUUAUUAAUGACCAUUGUAUGAUAUUUUAAUAAAGUCCCAUCACCUCUACUGUAUGUGUACUGGUGAUGCAAUGAAUCAAAAA